UAGAAGCACCCGAAAGGUUUUGCUUUCUACUGUGGAGCUCCGUUAAGUACAUAUUUCAUGUUACAAAACUUCAUUCAUUUUCGAAAAAUAAACCUAUCUGAGAAUUAGAGUUAAAGGAAAAUUUAUAUUCAGCGGAUAUUUUAUAUUUGAACUUGGCGGUUAUUGUUAAUACAGUUGAAACUGAUAGUCUCAACAGUAAUGUCUAUCAUUGCAUACUAGGCUUUAUUUACUAAAACUAAACUGUAUAUUUUGUUUUAGCGAAUUAGCCGAUCGUAGUUCACUACGUACACAUUUGGCUCGACAUGGAGGUGAUGACGGUGGGGCCGCUUCUUCUGAUGCAUUAGCUAGUCAACGUAAAAAAAAGACAAAAAAAAAGAAGAAAGGCUCCGAUGGAAAUCCAAAUAUGAAUGUUGUUGUUGGAGGUGGUGUGGGUGUGGGAGGUUUGGCAACGGUCUCCUCACCGAGAGGCGUAGGUUAUAUGCAAAAUGAUCCGCACCAUGGUGCGUCACUCUCAUCAUUGCCAAUCGUGAAAUCAGAACCAAUGGAUAGUGAACCAAAAGUGCGUGGUCGUCCACCAAAAAUGAAAUCAAGUGACAAUACACCACUACAACAAAAUUUUAAAGCACCCACAUCAUCAACAUCAACACCGAAUAAUCCGAUAAUGUCUGACUCACAAGUAAAAGCUGAACAAAAGUCUCUUGUACGUUCUCCAAGAGGCGUUGAUAUCUCAAAUGAAUUAGCUGAAUUAGCUCGAUCUAGGAUGCGAGAACAUAUUGAGUUUGCAACCGAUUCAUUAUUACCCGAACAAGAACAAGAAAUUAAUGUACGGUUACGUUCUGAAGGUUUGGUUUCUUGCCAUCGUUGUCGUGGAAAAACACAAUUUACAAGUUUGAAAAAAUUGAAAGAUCAUUUGAAAACGGAUUGUCCGUUGGGACCUGUUAUGGCGAUUUGUAAAUUUUGUGGUAUACCUUUCUCAUCCGUUAGCAGUGUCUGUGAUCAUCUUGAACUUUAUCAUGAUGAUUCAAAUGAUGGAGCACAUCCUCCAGAUGAUCCGUGUCGUGUAAAUGAUCGUGCAUUUCGGGCUGCAUUUGCUCGUUACAAAUUUCCACAAGUUGGUCGUAUUCAAUUUUCUGCACCAUCAACAACAAUUGGACAAUUAAUUCCAGAAAAUGAAUCAGCUGCUUGUUUAAGCAAUGGUGCAAGCUGUCUUCGUGUGAGGAUGCUUUCUUGUGAUCGUUUUUUAAAUCCAUUGGAUAGUUUUGCUGCAUCUCAUGUUAUUGUACUAAAUGUUGGAAGACCAAUAAGAUGUGUUGAAUGGUUGCCUAGAGCUGUUGAUGUCAUCGGUAGUCAAUAUGUUGCAUUAGCUCUUGAACAAUGGUCAUAUGAUACGGGCAGUCAGUUGCAUGGGCAUGGAUUUACAGGAAACAAUACUGCUGGUGGAACGUCCAAUUCAGAUCGUCGUUCACCACCUGGUUCUACACUAUUACUGAUUUUAAAUUGUGGACGUUUAAGACAAAGUUUACAUGUACCGAAUUUGCAUGUGACAGUAGCAGCCGAUUUUGGUUUAGUAACAUGUCUCAAAUGGUUGCCUGAUCGUCCAACAAUCAAUGAUCCCUAUUUAAGUUAUUUAGCUAUAGGCACAAGUCAAGGAAUUGUAUUAAUCUUCGGUGUACCACAUGGAGCAUCAAGAAAUUUAUGUACAAUCAACAGUGGAGCACAACUAGUACCACCGUUAAAUCGUCGAAAAGAUGGAAGUGUUGGAUGUGCAGAAUAUGGUUCGUGUACAGCACUCGAUUGGUGUCACGAUAAUCCAAAUAAAUUAUGUGCUGGCUAUGAAAAUGGUAUUGUACUUAUGUGGGAAGUUAAUGCAAAAUCAUUAGUUGAGCAGGCUAGUAAUUGUGCACUCAUUUAUCCAGUAAGACGAUUUUUUGUUGAAGACACACCAAUACAAGAUGUUAAAUUUUUAAGAAAUUCAGAACAUUUAAUUGCAAUUAGUUUAAAAAACAAACAUUCAUGGACUGUUUGGACUACGCGUGAUGAAAACAUAUUUUGUUAUCGUCACUGGUCUAAUUCUAGUGAAUUUGCAUCAUCAGCUGUAAACGAAACACUAUUUGCCGGUUGUGCACAUCCAAAUAAUCAUAAUGAAGUAUUAUCUGUACCGAUCAAUUCAAUAUUAUUACCUGGACAAAAUGUUUCUACUCAUUGUCAAAAUUCAAUGCCGUCUGCUUGGCAAAUUGUUAGUUUAGAUUAUUCAGAAUGGAUUGAUGCUGUCGGUUAUGCUGAUUUAGAUGGUACUGUUUAUGUGGCUCGUGGAGAUUCGUCCACAUGGAAUCAAGGUGGUGCAAAAUUUAGACCGAGUGUGUGUGUUGCAAAAUUAUCGACAUAUUUGACGGGAACUGGUGGAGCAACGGCGGGAAAUCUGGCUACGGAUCCUGUUGGACUUCAACAGUAUAAUCAAGCCCAAUCUGCUGCUUGUGGUGUUCCAACUGGUCAAUAUUGUGUACAAAUAGCUAUUGAACGAACGGAAUACGCUAGCAGUAAUGUGGACACACAACACGAUGAAACACACAAAGUACAUACUUACAGAAAAAUUCGUUUUAAUCCAAAUCCUGGUACACAUUCUUGGAUAGCCUCCGCCGACAAAGUUGGUUUAUUUCUUUUAUUUCGAUUAUCAACAUCUGAUUCACCAUUGUCAGACAAAUUGACGCAACGACUUCAGAGGGUGCAAGUUCUUUAA
This is a messenger RNA of Didymodactylos carnosus, 2737 nucleotides long. The record is from the annotation of a GenBank genome assembly. NCBI's taxonomy places the organism in Eukaryota, Metazoa, Rotifera, Eurotatoria, Philodinida, Philodinidae.